Molecule: messenger RNA, 1107 nt
Organism: Pelobates cultripes (western spadefoot toad)
Lineage: Eukaryota; Metazoa; Chordata; Amphibia; Anura; Pelobatidae
Source: the annotation of a GenBank genome assembly
AUGGCUCCUCAGGUCGGCCAUGGAGUUGGGGGAUAUUUAAAAGCUGGAGAUUCUCCUCCCGGAAUGCUUGUGAGCUCUCACGAAAUUGCUCUCCCCCUCCCACAACACCAGUGGCAAUUUCCCAGCAUUGCACCAUUGAUGUCUUCAGCCAAGGCGUUCGUAUUUAACAGGAUGGCCCGGCUCUUUCCGGCGUUCAGUUGGGAGCAGCAUCUCGCACUGUUUGUGUCAUGCGUUAUAGCAUCUUAAAGGCUAGACAAACUGCAUUAUUUAGGGAUAACAGCAACUAUCUUUAUUACAUAUUUUAUUUUUGUUUUCUUUGUGUUGUAACUGUAAAAAAGAACUCAAAGCAAUAACUGUCCAUCCGACAUCUACCGAAAGAAUAGCCGAUCCUCGCCCGUCUUCCCGAUACUAAGUGUCCGUGAAUUCCAGCUCGAGUGAUCCCGGCCUUCCUGCACUUUAGUUACGAGUCAUGUGGCCAUCGAAAAUGUCCAUGCUUUAGAUCAGCAGUUUGCUGGCCUAGGCUUGAACUCUGACGAACAAAGUGGUGGUGCAGCAACUAAACGUUGUUACAUCUCCCCACACUUAAGAAACAAAGAGGCUUCAAGACAAGAUUCAAAUUGGGACUCACGUGGGGGUAAUGGCUACAUUAAUGGAACCGAUGAUCGAAUAAAUGGAUGUCAUCGCAAUAGCUAUGACAGAGAUAAUAACUCUAGCUGGAACUCAAGAGACAAAGAUGAAUACAGCAGUGUUGGGUCUUGUGGCAAAGCAGGUGUAUUUAAUGCUAGAGUAAGUGGAACCAGGAGAUCUGAGGACUGUUGCCCAGAUGGAUUUGAUGGAAUAAGCAGUCGUGGAGACAGAAGUUAAUUUGGUAGAUUUGAACGUAGUAGUAGCCGGUGGUCAGAUGAAAGAAAUGAAGAAGAUGAUUGGUCAAAACCUCUUGCUCCAAAGGAUAGCAUUGAACAGGAGCUCUUUUCUGGAGGCAAUACAGGCAUUAACUUUGAGAAGUAUGAUGAUAUUCCAGUUGAAGCAACGGGCAACAACUGCCCUCCGCACAUUGAGUCCUUUCAAGAUGUUCAUAUGGGAGAAAUAAUAAUGGGGAAUAUUUAG